UCAGCACUGUAACAAUCUUCCACUUCAACCCGUUACAUUAAACGGCAACUCCUAUCCCCAAAACGACACCAUCACUUAACACCCAGUCCCAAUCGUUCUACGUGCCCUGCUCUGGUCAUCUUUUGUGGAUAGGUGGAAAGAAAUCUUCUCCACGUGCUGCGCGUGUAAAACACACGUGGAGCAACAAAACUCUGACACGUCAUAAUUCAUGAUCCGACCCGAAUAAACAAUCCAUAAUCCAUGAUCCAUGUUCCCUCGGAUAUGCCAAGCAUCUAUUAUGUCUCAAAAUAGGAUAAGAAUGCUCACCAUGUAAUGGAAAUUAGUUUCUUCGAAUAUUCUGCAGAAAAUUCUUUCAAUUCACAGAAUUCCGUUAUCCUCUUCUUCAAAAGCACCACCAUUUUCCCAUGACAUGACUCAACCUUCAAAUCCAAACAACCCUUCAAUCAAAGUUUUCUGAGAAACUCAACAUUUUUACUUCGAAUCAAUGACGGGUCUUGCAAGAAAGAAGCGAGUCACUGACCCGUUCGACGAUGAGGCCAGAGCUCGACUCGUUGGCGCCGAUCACCGGCAACUCAGUUCCUUCAGCUGCGGAAGUGAACAUUCCGGCAACGGCGACGGCGAAGGCGACGCCCUUUCCCUCUCUGAUCUCGUGCAUGGUUUCCUCGAAGAAGACGGCAAUUUUGGUGAUGACUCGGUGGUUAACGAGUUCGACUCGGACCGAGUGGACUCGGCCGAUGACUUUGAUGACUCGGUUGAGGACUCGCUCCGGUGGAGAAGUGUAAUUUUUGCGCUUUCUAACAAUGUUGAUCCUUAUAGGAAUAAGCUUCUCGCGCAUGUUUCUGAGGCUGCUGACAUGUUCGCGUUUAUGAGGGAGCGAAACGUUUCCGUUUUCCGGCGAGGGGUUGUGGCGUUUCUUAAAGAGAAGGGGCACGACGCGGCGGUUUGCGAGACCACGUGGGACUCUUCCGCCGCCUCCGGCGGCAGGGUCCCCGCCGGGAGCCACGAGUUCAUCGACGUGGUCCAAUCAGGAUCGUCCACGUGGAGGUACUUCGUGGACCUCGAUUUUCGCGCGCAGUUCGAGAUUGCCCGGCCGACGAGGCAGUUUUCGGAGAUCCUGAGGUUAGUUCCCGGCGUGUUCGUCGGAAGAUCGGAGGAAUUGAAACGCACAGUUUCGAUCGUCUGCGACGCUGCAAGGCGGUGUUUCAGGAGUAGUGGGCUCCCGGUCCCACCAUGGAGGAAAAACCGGUUCAUGCAGAAUAAGUGGUUCGCGUCGUAUCGGCGAACCGCGAACCCGGUUCAGGAAAACCCUGUGCCGGUGGCUGUAACUGCAGUGAACGGCGUUAGUUGCAGGUUAGUGGGGUUCGACAACGUCGUUUUGGAGGCGAGACGUGGUGGUGGCGUUGUUCGUACAAGAUGUUAGAAUUAGAACGGAUGAAUAGUGUGAUUUUUUAAAUAAGAACAAUUAAAUUUUGUUUUUGGCUUAAUUAUUGAAGGGUUGAUUUUGUAAAAUUUUAAAUCCCUUCUUUUUUAUUGUCAGUUAAAUAAUAAGUUUUCCUGGUA
This is a messenger RNA of Gastrolobium bilobum, 1560 nucleotides long. RefSeq lists its product as uncharacterized. The transcript has a single exon. Lineage: Eukaryota; Viridiplantae; Streptophyta; Magnoliopsida; Fabales; Fabaceae. The coding region runs from base 485 to 1420 and encodes 311 amino acids. The record is from RefSeq and is a predicted model, not a curated record.